AUGGGAGAUUCCUAUUCCACCAAAGAUGAGCAGUUCAAAACUUCCCCUGAACAAACAGAGGAUGCUGCUUGCUUAUCAGCAAUGCUGGCCUGUACCAAUAUAGUAUACCCUGCAGUUCUGAAUGCUGCAAUUGAACUCAACUUGUUUGAGAUCAUAGCUAAGGCAACACCACCUGGUGCCUUCAUGUCACCCACUGAAAUUGCUUCUAAGAUCCCAACCCAACACUCAGAUUUACCAAACAGGCUUGAACGCAUGCUGCGUUUGCUUGCAAGUUACUCCAUUCUUACUUUCUCCACUCGCACCACUGAACAUGGUAGCACUGAGAGAGUUUAUGGGCUCUCCCAAGUUGGAAAAUACUAUGCCCCUGAUGAAAGUCAGGGCUACUUGGCUUCCUUUGUUCCAUUUCUCUACUAUCCACCACUGCUACAGGUUUGGUCGAACUUCAACGAAGCGGUGGUUGACGAAGACAUUGAUGUGUUUAAGAAACUUCAUGGUGUGACCAAGUACCAGUACAUGGAAAAGGAUCAAAAAAUGAACCAAAUCUUUAACAAGGCAAUGGUCGAUAUCUGUGCAACAGAGAUGAAAAGAAUGCUUGCAAUAUAUACUGGAUUUGAGGGAAUAUCAACAUUGGUUGAUGUUGGAGGUGGACAUGGACAAAAUCUCAAAAUGAUAACCUCCAAGUACCCUUUGAUAAAGGGUAUCAAUUUUGAUCUGCCCCAAGUUAUUGAAAAUGCACAAUUGAUUCCAGGGAUUGAGCAUGUUGGAGGAGAUAUGUUUGCAACUGUUCCCCAUGGUGAUGCCAUAAUACUCAAGGCUGUGUGCCAUAAUUGGUCAGAUGAAAAAUGUGUAGAAUUUUUAAGCAAUUGUCACAAAGCAUUGUCACCAAAGGGGAAGGUGAUUGUUGUGGAGUUUAUAUUGCCAGAAGAACCAAAAGCAACUGAAGAAUCCCAACUUGUUUCUAGUCUCGACAAUAUCAUGUUCAUCACAGCUGGUGGAAGGGAAAGGACUGAGAAACAGUUUGAGAAUUUGUGCAAGCUCUCUGGAUUUUCCAAAUUUCAAGUUGCUUGUCGCGCUUUCUCUACUUUAGGAGUGAUGGAAUUCUAUAAAUAG
Lotus japonicus is the source of this 1110-nucleotide messenger RNA. Its product is annotated as isoliquiritigenin 2'-O-methyltransferase-like. Gene Ontology annotation, molecular function: O-methyltransferase activity; S-adenosylmethionine-dependent methyltransferase activity; protein dimerization activity. NCBI's taxonomy places the organism in Eukaryota, Viridiplantae, Streptophyta, Magnoliopsida, Fabales, Fabaceae. Gene Ontology annotation, biological process: methylation. The record is from RefSeq and is a predicted model, not a curated record. The transcript is spliced from 4 exons. Bases 1 to 1110 code for a protein of 369 amino acids.